GACGAAAUCUCUGAUUGCAGAGUUGUGAGAGAUCCACAGACGCUCAAAUCCAAGGGAUAUGGAUUUGUCUCGUUUGUCAAAAAAGCGGAAGCGGAAAGUGCCAUCGGUGCCAUGAAUGGACAAUGGCUCGGAAGCAGGAGUAUUCGAACGAAUUGGGCGACUCGCAAACCCCCAGCGCCGAAGUCCGAAGCAAACGCGAAGCCAUUGACUUUCGAUGAAGUGUACAAUCAAAGUAGUCCGACAAACUGUACAGUAUACUGCGGUGGACUAACAAAUGGACUAACAGAAGAAUUGAUGCAAAAAACUUUCUCGCCUUUUGGAUCCAUCCAAGAGAUUCGUGUAUUCAAGGACAAAGGUUAUGCUUUCAUCAGGUUUUCUACCAAAGAAUCGGCGACACAUGCUAUUGUGGCGGUACACAACACCGACAUCAAUGGUCAAACGGUGAAAUGUAGCUGGGGCAAGGAAAGCGGAGAUCCCAACAAUGCCCAACAAACUGGACAGGCGUUAUCGUCGGCGACGUACCCAUACUACGCGGCGGCGGCAGCUGCCGCCGCGGCGGCGGCAGGCGUCGCGGGUGUCGGAGGAGUCGGUGGCGUCGGCGGUGCUGGCCAGCUAGGAUAUUGGUAUCCGCCCCAAUCUUAUCCCACGACAGCGACGCAGAUGCAAGCCGGUGGUUUCCUCCAAGGCAUGCAAGGAUACACUUAUGGACAGUUCGCCGGGUAUCAACAGGCGCAAUACAUGGGAAUGGGAAUGGGUGUCCACGCUGCUGGCACGGCGGCAGGUUGGGGCCAGGGAUUACCUGGGGGACCACAGUUACCGCCGCACCAUGCCACGACGGUCACGGCACCCCCAGGGGUGCAAGCCGCACCCCCACCACCACCACCCCCGGCACAAAUGAUGGCCUACCCGAUGCAACAGUUCCAGGCACAGUGAUCGCUACCACUAUCAUCGCACGGCCUGGCUUAUCCUUACUUUCAAAUAUCACUUUGCAUCAAGGAAACUGCAUCUACGACCUGGCUCAACCUCGUAUUCAACCAGAAAAGUGUCGCUGGAGAACGUAUCUAUAAAAUGGGUAUCAUCGUUGCGUAUGAAAUUGCAACUGAAUGGAAGAGGCGCAAGAGACAAAGGCGAAACAGCGAACGAAAGUACGUUUCGUUGUGCCAAUAGUAAACUAUCCAAGUGUCGCUAAUAUUUCCAUUGGAAUUAUCCUUCUGAAAUCAGUUUCGCAAAUAGCAAAUCCGUAAUCAGUCCAUGAGAGAAUGAAACAUUUGUCGAUCGAACACCAACAGUCUCAAGUAAUCUGAAAACGUUCACACAACACUGAUACAUUCCUCUGAGCGUUCGUUGUCAAUGAAAAGCCGAGCAACACCGUUCGUAUUCAGGGCAAUAUAAUCAAUCAAAUUGCUCACACUUUUGAACAACAAUUGAAAGCAAAUUGAGGUUGAGUCACGGUUAAAGGUAGAUUCAGAUCGACCAGUCUUCGUGUGUUGGAAUAUGUGAAGGAUAUAGAAUGUGAGAGAUACAGAGAGAGACGAGAGUAAAAUGAUUCUUUUACAAUUAAAAAAAAAAAAAAGAAAGAAAGAGUGAAAUGGUGACAGAGAGAGA
Frieseomelitta varia is the source of this 1605-nucleotide messenger RNA. Its product is annotated as nucleolysin TIAR. Gene Ontology annotation, molecular function: mRNA binding. Gene Ontology annotation, biological process: nuclear-transcribed mRNA catabolic process, nonsense-mediated decay; cytoplasmic stress granule assembly; regulation of mRNA stability. Bases 112 to 933 code for a protein of 273 amino acids. The record is from RefSeq and is a predicted model, not a curated record. Lineage: Eukaryota; Metazoa; Arthropoda; Insecta; Hymenoptera; Apidae. Gene Ontology annotation, cellular component: cytoplasmic stress granule. The transcript has 9 exons.